This is a messenger RNA of Cannabis sativa, 456 nucleotides long. RefSeq names its product glyoxylate/hydroxypyruvate reductase HPR3-like. Gene Ontology annotation, cellular component: cytosol. The record is from RefSeq and is a predicted model, not a curated record. Gene Ontology annotation, molecular function: glyoxylate reductase (NADPH) activity; NAD binding; hydroxypyruvate reductase [NAD(P)H] activity. NCBI's taxonomy places the organism in Eukaryota, Viridiplantae, Streptophyta, Magnoliopsida, Rosales, Cannabaceae. Bases 1 to 456 code for a protein of 151 amino acids. The transcript is spliced from 3 exons.
AUGGUGGCUCUUCCAAACGAUCAGUCCCAACUCUUACUGAUUGUAAAGACGCUACCCAUUAUUUUAUUGCCAUUGCUUGAUCAAAAGUUCCGAUUGGUGAAAGUGUUGGAGUCGGAGCUACCUCUGGACCAGUUUCUAAAGAGAAAUGCAAGCUCAGUCCGAGCGAUGAUUGCCAGCCACGCCACCUCCGUCAACGCCGACCUACUCCAACUGCUUCGAACACUGCGAAUGGUGGUGACUUCCAGUGCGGGCGUCAAUCAGGUCGACUUGGCCGAGUGCCGUCGCCGAGUGGUUUCGGUGGCCAAUGUUGGGAACUCUUACUCGAAAGAUGUGGCUAAUAUGGUCGUGGGUUUAUUGAUUGAUGUGCUUAGGAAAGCUGCCUCCGACUGCUACGUCAGACAUGGGUUCUGGAAAGUCAAAGGGGAUUUUCCUCUUCCUCACAAGGUUAGUCUCUAA